Spodoptera littoralis (African cotton leafworm) is the source of this 924-nucleotide messenger RNA. Lineage: Eukaryota; Metazoa; Arthropoda; Insecta; Lepidoptera; Noctuidae. The record is from the annotation of a GenBank genome assembly.
AUGGCAUUAGCUAUUAGAUGGUCUUCGAGUGAGGUUUUUGGGGCAGCGAAAUGGUUCAUAAGAAGAGAUUGUCGUGCCUUAUCAACUAUUCCUGAAAGGGCUGAAGAACAAACUGUUUUACCUAAACGUGAAAGACAGGCGACAUCUCGAGUUCGGAUUAGUGCAAGAAAUCCAAACUUGGGCUUGCGACAUGCAUACCCUGAAUUUCUGCCUGACCCCAACCCAAAAUGGAGGAACAGUCUGCGCGAGAAGUUAGAAAGAAGUGACAUGCUGAAAAGACGCAGUCAGAUUGAUAUACCUGAGUUUUAUGUUGGUUCAAUCCUAGCUGUGACCAUAGCUGAUCCCCAUGCUCAGGGCAAGACCAACAAGUUUGUUGGCAUCUGCAUUGAGCGCAAAGGAUGUGGAUUAAGAGCUGAGUUCACAUUGAGAAAUGUUGUUGAUCAUCAGGGAGUUGAGGUGAGGUAUGAUCUCUAUGACCCUACAGUGCAGAGUAUCCAAGUUCUUCGCCUUGAGAAGCGGCUGGAUGACAAACUCCUCUACUUGAGGGAUGCUCUGCCUGAGUACAGCACAUUUUCCUUCGACAUGGACCCUGAAAUCUUGCCUGAAGGCACACCAGUACCUGUCAAUCCUGUGCAGGUGAAACUAAAGCCAAGACCCUGGCUAGAAAGAUGGGAAAGACAAGAAUUGAAAGGUGUUGCCAAUAUUGAGGAGCAUUUGAAGGAGAAGGACAGAGUCAGGAGGGAGUUGAGGGCAACACCGUGGGAGAAAUAUGACUUGAUGAAGCAAUACAGAAACACUAUACCAAUUGAAGACCAGAAUAAUAUUUGGGCGGAAGUUAACCAUCAACUGAGGCAGCUGCAACUCACGCGCAAGACUACUGCAAGGAAACGCACAUUUACUACCCCCAAGUCACAGCUUGGAUAG